AGCAACUAAGUACAGUGAUUCAUGAUACGCAUACCUUAGGAAAUAGACAGGAGUUUCUCAACCGAGUACAAGACGCUCGAAGAUGUUCCCACGAUCCCGGAAAGCCGUGUUUGUCACGCUAGAGUACGCAGACCCGAUCUUUAGUGGCAAUGGCGUGUAUAGCCGGUCGAUCGUGCAGGGUCUGCUGGCGAAAGGCUUUGACGUGCUCGUUCUUUGCGGCACCGACGGAGAUGCCACCUCCAGCAGGUAUGAUCCCUUUUCUCCGUGUGACCAAGAGGCUGGCCUCGUGGUUCCGGAAAACGGGAGCCGACGCCAACAGCAGAAGGACGUUGUUAGUACUAGAGACUCAAACCCUAUUAACCAGUCCGGGAGGCUGAAGGUCGUGGCUUUCCCGCUCAAAACGUGGAGGCGCUUGGACCGAGGGUCGGACUGGGAGGGGUUGUGCACCCACGUCGAGCACAACUUCGACCGAGUUUGUCAAGAAAUCGAUCUACUGUGUGGUACAAGCUGGCGCACUUCACCAACUACGCCGCCGGGGGAAGAACGAAAUACAGAGGCGGUAGCUGCAGAUCAACAUGAUGCAGCUACCGCUAGUACGAAGAACACCGACGCACCGCUUCCGUACCUGAUCGCUGUGGACUGGACGGGCGCACACACGGCGGCGCGGUUGCAAGCAGCUCUGGCUGCGAAGCACGGCGGAAAUGUGCUCGCAAAGCAGUUCCAGCAGUCGAUCUUGUUUGUUUUUCGUAUCUUCUGCGCUUCCACCUGUUUCGAGUUUUCCGCGGACGACCGGGCGUUUUACCGGUCGAUGGAAACGAAGGCCGCUACCGAGUUCGCGGACAAAAUAAUUUGCUGUAGCACCAUCGACUGCGAGCUACUGAAAACAAGUUUGGGCAUAAUUGACGCUUUCGCGUCCGAGAACGGCGAAGACGAAAAGAUUGGUCCUGCCCCGCCAGCAGCAGCACCUAUAUUAUCGCUGAAUCCACCACUGCGAGAAGGCUUCGAGGAAAGUGUGAAGGCCGCAGUUGUUCCGGAAACGAAGCAGCCACCAGCUACGCGAAGCAAGCUGCUUUGCUGCUGCCGAUUGUCUCCAGAAAAGCGGGUGGAUUUUUUUGUGGACGUCUUGUGCACACAGAAAGUCCAGGACUUUCUUCGUCAAGUAAAUGAAGUUCUUCCAGCUACACUAGAACACUCAGCACCAGAAAAAUUGCAAGUAGACGACGCCUCUACAACUUCCACCAUAAUUACCCAAGCCGAAGGCCAAAGCGAACUUCUGGUUCUGUGCGAAGCAAAAUAUUCUUCUUCUUCUUCAAACCCGAGACGAGCAGUGGUCGUUCCUUACAUUAUCGGCUCCGCCAAUACCCCUUGGGCACAGGAGCACGUGAUCGACAGGUUACGAACCACCGGUGCCUAUCGGCUCGUUUUCGAAACGCGCGGGACACCAACCGCCGCAGCGCCAGGUGAUGGAUCUGAUGGACAAGCGCAUCAACAAGAAAAUGAUCCCCGUCCAAAAAUCAUCAUACGUGAUUUCAUGGCAGCUGACGAGCUGAGAGCGGUUUUCAAAGAAACAAUUUUGAAUUUCCAUCCGGCCUUGUACGAUUCCUACGCUAUGACGAUAGUGGAGGCAGCGGCUUGCGGGACGCCUAGUCUACUGCACCGGGAGAACACGGUCGGCGCGGCUGACGUGUUGGGGGAAGAGGGUAUCUAUCGUGUCGGCAUGACUGAUUGCGAAGCUUGUGCAGAUCGACUCAUUGAGAUAUUGAAGAAUGAAUUAGAGGUAGCUAAAACUACUAGUACUUCUGAGGAACAAUUCGAAGGAAUUGGAACUAGUACAACUAGCACGAAGAAGAAUUAUGCACUGCCGAGUACAGAUGUCGCUAGCUGCGCACAGCGAAAAGCCUUAGCAUACAGUACUAGCGAGUUCUCUGCCAGUCUGGAAAAUUUGAUAGUCUCACCAGCUGCCAAUGGGCGUGAACAACUGGACCCAUUACAAUUACGAGGUAAAGAGAAAUGA
Amoebophrya sp. A120 is the source of this 2014-nucleotide messenger RNA. Lineage: Eukaryota; Dinophyceae; Syndiniales; Amoebophryaceae. The record is from the annotation of a GenBank genome assembly.